AGAUUAUUCUGUUCUGUCUGGUCUGCAAGGGACGUGACCAUGGUGCACCUACACUCAAGUCGUCAAGCAAAUGGAUAAGCGCGAUAUCCGCAACCUGGCCCUGGCCUCGGUCAUCACCAUUGUUCUCAUUGCUCUUCCGCUCGUGUUCUUUGCUGCCUUUCGUCUAUACGCAGCACUGCCGCAACACCGUCUCAGCAACAAGGCGAGGACCGCGCUUCAAUCGAAACAGGAUGCAACCACAUCAGGUUCAUCAAGAUCGCGCCCAGCCGAUGAGAGGAUAGAACGAUCGUCACUUUCCGAUUCGACACUCACUCCGAAAUGCACAGCAACUAUUUUUUUGGGAUCAGGAGGACAUACUGCUGAGAUGCUCUCGCUCGUGUCUGGACUUGAUACGGCUCGAUAUACCCCCCGGCAUUAUGUCGUAGGAUGGGAUGAUGACGCGAGCGUUGAAAAGGUCCAUCGACUAGAAUCCACUCGUCAUCAACGCGAUAUCACGGCCACCUUACAAGCCGACUUGACCACGCCGCAAUGGCCUGCAGGCGAGAAGGGAGAGCAGGACGGAUACACCAUUCAUCGGAUUCCCAGGAGCCGUUACGUUCAUCAAUCCAUGCUCACCACGCCCUAUACACUUGCAAAGUCACUCCUGGUCGCGAUGCCGUUGAUCAAGCGCCUCACAUGUUUGACCAAAGCGGACAUCGACCGAAUACAAUACCUUUCAAUGUCGUCGUCAUCAUCAUCGCCUCCACAGCCAGUAGUGGCUCCACGGAAGAGUGUCAUGUUGAUGAAUGGGCCUGGGACAUGCUUUGCGCUGGCGCUGGCAGUCAUUGGAGCGAGGAUGCUGGGCGUCCCCGACGAACAGACCCCGGAUUUGGUCUUUGUCGAAAGCUUUGCGCGUGUCAACACAUUGAGUCUUGCGGGCAAGUUGCUGUACCCUCUGUGCGACGCAUUUUUGGUGCAGUGGCCAGGCCUCGUGCACAAGUAUCCUCGCGCAAAAUAUAUAGGCGUACUAGUAUGACGCCAAAAUCGCAACCAAUGUACUAGCUGUUUUCCAAAUCUCUUGGACUUGGUGUUUCUGUGUAUGCGUGUGCACUGCCAUGUGCUAUAGACUUUUCUUAAAGCGGUCUCGCGCGUUACGUGAAGUGAGCUAUACCAUUGUAAUUCAGGAGCACGUCUAUACAUCAGUCUGAAAUUGAUAAACUACAGCCGAUCAGCUGUGUAAUUUAC
Gamsiella multidivaricata is the source of this 1224-nucleotide messenger RNA. Its product is annotated as oligosaccharide biosynthesis protein Alg14 like-domain-containing protein. The record is from RefSeq and is a predicted model, not a curated record. Gene Ontology annotation, cellular component: UDP-N-acetylglucosamine transferase complex. The transcript has a single exon. NCBI's taxonomy places the organism in Eukaryota, Fungi, Mortierellomycota, Mortierellomycetes, Mortierellales, Mortierellaceae. Gene Ontology annotation, biological process: dolichol-linked oligosaccharide biosynthetic process. The coding region runs from base 71 to 1015 and encodes 314 amino acids.